AAAAAUCCACAUAUGCGCUUCCCAGGGCCAUCGCCGUUGUCUCAAAACUUUCCUCGGAGAGACCGCCUCGUUGCACCGCAAUGUCGUUCCAGAACAUUACCGACGACUUUGGCCGCUUGGGCCUCGAAUCCGACAGGAACCCGCACAGGGAUGAGCGGUAUUCCAGCCCACCAGGGCCGUACCCGCCCUCCUCGUAUCCUCCGCAGGGAUACGGUCAGGCCAGCCCCGAGCCUUACCCGGGCCAUUAUCCUCCCCCGCACCAGUCUCCAUAUUCCUCUCCGCCGGCUCAGAGCUCCUAUGCGUAUCCAUCCGAGCCCGGCCCUCGUCCGCCGCCUCCCUACGCGCCACCGGCUGGCAAGCCCCCAAUUCCCGCCGGCUGGACUCCACGCUGGGAUGACCAUUACCAGCGCUGGUACUACGUAGAAGAGGCCACCGGUCGUUCGCAGUGGGAAGCCCCCGGCUUCGAUCACUCGGCCUAUCGGGUGAACCCCCCCAGUGGUGAUAACCGCGGACAUUCCCCGGUGCCCGGUGCCCAUCCCCCGUACGGUGGCGGACCGCCCGGCUAUGGCAGCCCCAGCCCCUCUGUCGGCGGGUACCAGGCCGGGUACGGCGAUAACCGUGCCAGCGGGGCCCAGGGAGAGAAGGGCCACGGCGGCAUGCUCCUCGGUGCGGCCGGCGGCUUGGCUGGCGGCUUGGCCGUUGGCGCCGUUGCCGGCGCUGUUAUCGGGCACAAAAUCCACAAACACAAAGCCCACAAGCACAAAGCCCAGAAGCACAAAGCUCACAAGCGCUCCGACUCCUCCUCCUCUUCCUCAUCAUCUUCCGACGAUGAACACCACGGCGGCGCCCGCAUAGCGAAAGCUCACAAGUACAAGCACGGCGAGGAGGUUGACAGCAGCGAUCGGGAGGAGCUGGAGGAGGACGAGGAGGAGGACGAGGAGGAGGACGAGGAGGAGGACGAGGAGGAGGACGAGGAGGAGGACGAGGAGGAGGACGAGGAGGAGGACGAGGAGGAGGACGAGGAGGAGGACGAGGAGUCGUCUGAUGAUGAUUAACUGGUCCUCCCUUGCCCCGGGGGCUGGCCGCUGGCCGAUUCCCUGGCUGGCCGAGAGUGACCCAUCGAGUCGUGCCGUGGCUUCAUAGCAUUGCCUGAUUCUUUUUUC
Messenger RNA from Thermothielavioides terrestris NRRL 8126, 1163 nucleotides. RefSeq lists its product as uncharacterized. Bases 81 to 1055 code for a protein of 324 amino acids. The transcript has 4 exons. Lineage: Eukaryota; Fungi; Ascomycota; Sordariomycetes; Sordariales; Chaetomiaceae. The record is from RefSeq and is a predicted model, not a curated record. Gene Ontology annotation, molecular function: protein binding.